Molecule: messenger RNA, 576 nt
Organism: Caenorhabditis angaria
Lineage: Eukaryota; Metazoa; Nematoda; Chromadorea; Rhabditida; Rhabditidae
Source: the annotation of a GenBank genome assembly
AUGAAUAUUUCUCUCAUCAAAAUUCUUCAAUGUUUCUCACUUUUCUUUAUUUCUCCAAUAUUUUGUACCAACAUAACAUACAAUCAAGCCGUCGAUACAGCGUUAAAUCAAGUUUUUGGACCACCGCCGCCAGUUGAAAACGAUAAAGCAAGUCGAGUUCUGUUUGCUAUGGAAACCGAUAUAAAUCUAAAAUCGGAGAGAAGAGUCAAAAAUCAUUUGGCACCAGGUUUCAGAAAUGCUGGAAGAAAUAAAGAAGUACAAGAUUCCUCAGAAUUCUACAAGGCAAAGGUGGAAAAUAGGCCACUUUCAAUUGAUAGAUCAUCAGUUAAAGAAACCAUCAAUCCAUUAACUGGUCAAAGUUUCAUUGAAUGCGUCGAAACUGACAAAUUCGGCUCAUAUUCUGCCAGUUAUAUUGCAGAAAAAGGAGCGAAUGGUCUGCUUAAAUUGACAAGUGGAGUGGAAUACCAUUUCUCAGAUACAAAUACACCUGGAACAUCUAGAUCUUCUUUUGAUCCGUCAAGUUUAUCACAACCAUCUACAUCUAGCGGAUUAUUUCCGGGAAGAGGACGUGGAUAA